Molecule: messenger RNA, 711 nt
Organism: Paraglomus brasilianum
Lineage: Eukaryota; Fungi; Glomeromycota; Glomeromycetes; Paraglomerales; Paraglomeraceae
Source: the annotation of a GenBank genome assembly
AUGUCCCUUUUGUCUCUUUCGUCUCUUUCGUAUCGCCGUGUCUUAUCCCUGCGAUGCUACACACAUUCAUUUCCUCACAUACCCGCAUCCAAUAGAUCUUGUCUCCUCAGCAGACGAAUAAACAGUCGACGUUCAAUUUCGGUCUCGGUUCGAAAAGAACAAGGGCGGAGACGUACCGCACUAGUUGAGAGAGAUUCAAUAAAUCGGUGGGAGAAUCUGACGCCUAGAGAGAAGGUCGUUGGAGCAACGAAGACAACGUUUAGUUUCGGUGUAAUAGCUUUGAGUAUUGGAAUAUGUGGCACCGUUUUUUAUCUUUUAAUAAACGAGCUUUUUAGCCCUUCAGGAUCUACAAAAGUUUUCGGCGAAGCUCUAGAGAAAAUCAGAGCACAUCCGCAGUGUCAAGAAGACUUGGGAACUCCAAUAAAAGGUCAUGGUGCACCAGGUUAUAAUAGAAGACAACGUUCUAGGCGAGUGCGGCUACAUAACGUAAUGAAGACCGAUGGGACUGAACAUAGAGUGAUGACAUUCUAUGUCGAAGGACCCGUUCGUUAUGGGAUGGCAUACCUCGAUCAAGUGAAGGACGAGGAGGGAAACUGGAAAACCGAGUCUCUAGUAGUAGAUUUACCCGCAAACCGUUUACAUUUGGCACGGCGAAUAUUUGUAGAAUAUAACCGUAACGAGAAAGCUCUUCCGAAAGAGGGAGUAAAAUAA